Molecule: messenger RNA, 828 nt
Organism: Budorcas taxicolor (takin)
Lineage: Eukaryota; Metazoa; Chordata; Mammalia; Artiodactyla; Bovidae
Gene: RNF224
Product: ring finger protein 224
Exons: 3
Coding region: 1-828 (275 amino acids)
Source: RefSeq, a predicted model, not a curated record
AUGGGGCAGACAGCUGGAGGAGGCGAGCUGGCCUCGCAGGAUGGACGGGUCCCGGUUUCCUGGAGGAACCGAGUGCUGAAGAGCCCGCAGCACCCAGGUGGGAGCCAGAAAGCUUUCCUGUGCCACCUGGCAGAGCAGAUGCAGGUAAGACAGACCUGGGGCUCGAGCAAGUGGCUGGGGGGUGGGUACGAGCCUGGGAGGGUGCCCGAGGGCCACCGAGACCGGGCCGCAGGCCAGGGCGCUGCCCGACCGGCAGUCACGAGGACUGAGGCUGUGCCCAGGUCCUGGUGUCGGCCAGCCCCACGGGCCACUGCCCACCUUUCAGGCCUGCAGAGGUGCUCCGUAUCCCUCCCCAGGAUGCUGCUGCCAGAGGGGCACUCAGCCUCUGAAGAGGCCUCGGCCACUGGGCCCCAGCACGGUGACUGCGUCGUCUGCUACUCGGCCUAUGACCUCGCCGGGCACCUGCCCCGCCGCCUCUAUUGCGGCCACACUGUCUGCCAGGCGUGCGUGCGGCGGCUGGCUGCACCGGCCCCCGAGCAGCGCUGGGUCCCCUGCCCGCAGUGCCGCCAGAGCACGCCCGUGCCCCGUGGAGGGGUGGCCAUGCUGGACCUCGACCUGGCCGCCUUCCUGGCCAUCAGGGCCCGGCGGGGGCCGUCUCGCCUGGAGCCGCAUCCUCCCGGGCCCCGCAAGGGCAGCCCCACUGUUACUCAGCAACCGGCCAGGCUCCUCCCCGCGUCGGGCCCCCUGCCCCGCUUCCCCCAGCCCGGAGGCUGCUGCCUGGCCUGCCGCAGCCUCUGCUGGGAUCCCCCAGGCAGCCCCCAGCUCUGA